AUGUGCAUCAAACACACCCAGUUCUACGAAUGCCCUACGCAGUCCCACAACACCCCCGAGAAGCACUGCGUCAGGACAAACAUCCUCUGCUCUCAAGUCUUCCCGUGCCCGGCGCUGCAGUGGGAGAGGCGCGUCAGCCACUACGACUUCAUGUGCCCGGGCUGCUCGGGCGAGUCGCCCGCCGUGCCGCGGAGCAUCCCCAUCGGCGACGAGUGGGCCCGCGACGAGCUGCAGGAUGAGGCCUGGGUCCAGAGCUACCUGUCCGAGUACUGCCACUCGGUGCUGCUCUGGGUCCGGAGCCAGUGGGACGACGAGGGCGGUGUCACGGAGACUGAGAUGGCCGAGUCGUGGUUCAACGCCUUCUUCAUGGAGCGCCGGUGCAAGGAGAAGGACCACGGCGUCGGACAGUGCCGCUGCGACGCCAACGGGCCGCUGUCGUACUUCUACAACCCGACCGCCGCGGCGCGCCGGCACCUGACGGACAUGGCGGCAGACAAGUUCGAGAGGGACGCGCGCGUGCAGUGCCCGGCGAUGCAGGGCGUCUUCGCCAACCGCCACAUCGCGCUCUCGGCCAUGUGCAGCGAGAAGAGCCUCCACUUCACGGACGGCAUCGCUCGCCAGCCCUUCUUUUCGGAACGGGCCAUCAAGCGUCGGCGGAGGACCCUCCAGGACAGCCUGGACCGCGCCUCCAAGACGGCGGAGGCCUUGGUGUUGCAGAAUGCCGAGUCCGCCAGGUCCGGCGGUGGAUGGACGGCCGCGCACACGCUGGAGAUGACGCACGUGUCGAAGCGCGCCAGUCUCGUCAGGUUCAUGGGCGAGGUCCUGCUGUACGACAGCGGCAUCUCCAACAGCCGGUUCAGCCUCGCGGUUUCGUGGCUGGUCCACAUCAUCCAGGUGCCGGCGUGGCGCACGCAGUCGAACGUCGAGACCCUGGAGAAGCUCGCGCGGAUCGCCAACUCGACGGACCAGACGCCGACGCCCGCGAAGCCGUUCACGUGCCUCGUCCAGCUCAUCCAACAAUACUACUUUGGCAAGCGCGCCGACUGGAACGGACACGUGAUGAAGUACAAGGCGCGGCGGACCCUAUUCGACGCGGUAACCCGGCCCGCCGACGCCGGGAGGGAUCUGAGGAAUGCGCAAGGCCAGGCCCGGUGCCCCAUCUGCAACGAGUGCUACUACAAGCCGCCCCUGGUCCUUCCCCAGAUUCCGCAUCCGGGCGUCAACAUGUUCGUCCACGGAGAGCCGGCGUGUGAGAUGAAGGACUGCGGGUGUCUGUUCGGGCGGCGCUGCCUGUUCAAGUGGAUCACAGACAGGAGGGCAGAGGGAAAGGAGCUCGAGUGUCGGAGCUGCGGCAACGACUUUCCGGCUGUGGAAUAUGGGCUGGUGGAAGCCAGCACGGGGUAUUCGAUCAGGAAGGACCACCCUGGUGAAUUGUAG
Molecule: messenger RNA, 1437 nt
Organism: Colletotrichum higginsianum IMI 349063
Lineage: Eukaryota; Fungi; Ascomycota; Sordariomycetes; Glomerellales; Glomerellaceae
Exons: 1
Coding region: 1-1437 (478 amino acids)
Source: RefSeq, a predicted model, not a curated record